Messenger RNA from Entelurus aequoreus (snake pipefish), 2316 nucleotides. Its product is annotated as E-selectin-like. Bases 441 to 1979 code for a protein of 512 amino acids. The record is from RefSeq and is a predicted model, not a curated record. The transcript has 12 exons. Lineage: Eukaryota; Metazoa; Chordata; Actinopteri; Syngnathiformes; Syngnathidae. Gene Ontology annotation, cellular component: membrane. Gene Ontology annotation, biological process: cell adhesion; negative regulation of complement activation, classical pathway.
CUUUGUCACACCGGUUCAUGUCUCUUGCUGACCAAGAAGAAAUGGCGGAGGUGAAGAGGUGUCAGGCAACAUGCAAUGUUUCGCCUCACAGAGGAAGGAAAUGCACUGUCACUUCUGGAAAGGCGUGCAGCCGGCAGGCGCCUCCGCUCCAGCGCGCCAUCCAGGGAGACGCUUCAUAAAAAAAUACCAUAAAGUGUUUGUGGCGGUCGCCAUCGCAUUGUUUUUGCUUCCCUUUUUGUCACUUUUUGCUUGUUAAAGGAAUGUUUAGCAGACGGGGAAUAAGUGAAAGGAAGGGGGCGGGAAUUUCCCCCAAAAAGGUUCUUACGGCUUCCAGGAAGUGCGAGUGAGGACGAUAUAAGGAGACGCGCGGAGCCCAUGAAGUCACAAUCGUCUCAGCUCGUCAACCAACCAGAGACAUCUGCUGUACAAGAUCAUCUAAAAUGGAAUUCUGCUGUGGAUUAUUUGGCAAGAAGUUCACCUCAUGGAGCAGCUUGGCGAUUAUUUUCUCAAUGCUAUGCAUGCAGACGAGCGUGGAGUGCUGGUCCUACUUCUACUCCAACAACACCAUGGACUGGGAGCAUGCCCGAGCGUGGUGCCAGGAGCGCUACACCGACAUGGUGGCCAUCCAGAACCAGGAGGAGAUCUCACAUCUCAACAGCUGGCUGCCCAAGAUGCCCACCUAUUACUGGAUCGGCAUCCGUAAGGUCAACAGCACCUGGACGUGGGUGGGCACCAACAAGGCUCUCACGGCCGAGGCCACCAACUGGGCUCUGGGGGAACCAAACAAUGGCAAGAACGGGCAGGUGCUAGGCAGGAGCGAGGACUGUGUGGAGAUGUACAUCAAGAGGGGAUCGCAGCCCGGGAAGUGGAACGACGAGAGAUGCGAGAAAAGGAAAACGGCCUUGUGCUACACCGCCGCUUGUCAGAAAGACUCCUGUGUCCAUGGAGAAUGUGUGGAGACCAUUAACAGCCACAUGUGCCAGUGCUUUGAAGGCUUUUAUGGAGACAAGUGUGAGCGUGUGGUUCAGUGCAGCAAAGACGAACUGACCGUGCCUCCCAAAGGGAGCGUAGACUGCACCGGCAAACACGGCGACUUCUCCUUCGACUCCCUGUGCCAAUAUUCCUGCGAGGACGGCUACCAGCUGAGCAGGCCGGGGCCCUUAAGGUGCACCGCCUCUAAGAGCUGGUCAGAGCCGCCUCCAACAUGCGAAGUGGUCCGGUGUUCGGAGCUGUCGCAUCCAGAAAGAGGAUCUAUGACAUGUCGGGACCCCGUGACCACCUCUGGCUUCCAGUCCUUGUGUGUGUUCGCCUGCCAUGAGGGCUACGUCCUGUCUGGCUCCCAGUCUCUGCGAUGUGAAGCGUCGGGAAGUUGGAACGCCUCGCAACCGACUUGUGUUGCUGUCCAGUGCCCCGCCCUGCCUGGCUUAGACAAUGGUACAGUCCGCUGCGGAGAGGACCCGGAUGUGAGGUUCAGUUACGGGAGCACCUGCACGUUCAGCUGCUCCGCCGGCUAUCAGAUGGUGGGGGCCAGCACGGCGACGUGCACGUCAGCUGCAGAGUGGAGCGAGACGAUGCCUCACUGCCAAGCAAUAACAUGCCCCGCCCCUGACCUUCCCAAGGGAGCCCAAAUGAACUGCACCCCCUCCCUCCUCCCAUCAUGGACCCCCUACCCACAAGAUACAGUCUGCACCUUCAGCUGCGACGAAGGCUUCGAGCUCCAAGGUGCCCUCAGCGCGGCGUGCACGCAGCCAGGCCUGUGGACCGCCACGCCUCCAACAUGUCUAGCUUCCACGUCUCAGUUUAAUGCCAUCGCGGCCGGCGCAACAAUAGGGGGCGCCGUGUCCCUGUCUACUCUGUCUGUGGUGAUGUGGGUGCUGAAACGACUAAGGAGGAAAGCAAACAAGUUUGAGUUGAGCAGCAACUCUGACUUUGAGGACCCCCCUCAGGUGUACAAGAACAGCAUUGACAGUCUCAUCUAGGAUGCCUGCAGUCAUCUGACUUCUUUUAAGCCCAAAAACAUAGAAAAAUGUGUUCUGUAAAUGUCAUUGACAUGUAUUUCCUCCCAAAGGGAGUUUUUGUUGUUGUUGUAUGGAGCACAUUGUUCUACACCUUCAGAAACAUGCUGGAAAAGUGUGAUGUUACGCAACGUAAUCGUGCACUGCCAUGUUCUCAAUAAGCUGUGACUAAUUUACUAUAUUUAUAUCAUAUUUUGUUAUUAUUUAUGAUGCGUCAUUUACACAAAUCAUGUCUUCAUUUUCCUUCAUUCCUAUGAUUGUAUUCAUGAAAUGUAUUGUUGUAAUAAAAAGGAAACUCAUG